CUGAACUACCCAGUGAUAAAAACAUCAGCUGAUUGAAAAUAUUUGAGUUACAAUUGCCGGCUUUUUAAACGUUUCGUAAUAAAAAGUAAAAAAGUAAAAUAAAAAUGCUAAGUGUUGCAAAUUUUUCAUCUUCUGACGAAGAAGACGAAACCAAUGCUUAUAAUCUUAUUUGUUAUCGCAGGCAGAUAAGAAUUCAGUCAAACAUAUUUUCCCUUCCAAGUUCAAAAUUUGUAAGCAAUUUUAGACUGAACAAAGCGUCUUUUCGGUACGUUCUAAGGACAAUUUCACAAAAACUUCGUGAUCCCUCCAGAUCAACAUGUGUGCCUAAAACUUUGCGGCUGGCAGCAACACUAAGAAUACUCGCGGAAGGUAGCUACCAAAAAGGAGCAGGAAACGAUUUCAACGUGGGCCUGGCACAACCCACAAUGAGUUGUGUCUUUCACGAGUGCAUAGAUGCGAUGUAUAGCGAACUUUGCUCCAAAUGGAUUACAUUCAAAAUGAGCGAAAGGGAAAAGAUGGAAAUAAAGGAACAUUUCUAUGGUCAAACGAGGUUUCCGGGCGUAAUUGGCUGUAUUGAUGGCACCCAUAUAAAGAUUUUGGCUCCAACUCUAUCAGAACGUUGGAAAUACUAUAAUAGAAAGGGAUUUUAUAGCUUAAAUGUGAUGGUGGUCUGUGAUCAUAAACUAAGAAUACGUUAUAUUUCACCAAGCCAUCCAGGUUCAGCACACGAUUCGUUGGUAUGGAAUGUUAGUGAUCUUAAAGCAUAUCUUGCAGAACGAUAUAAUAACGGAGAAAGAAACACAUGGCUUUUAGGUGAUGCAGGAUAUCCACUAGAACCAUAUUUAAUCACCCCCUUUAGGGCAGCAGAAGAAGGCAGUGCUGAGUCUCGAUUUAACACAGUACAUUCAAAAGCAAGAAAUAUUGUGGAAAGAACAAUUGGUGUUGCAAAAAAUAGAUUCCGCUGCCUGCUUGGUGCGAGACAGUUGCAUUAUUCUCCAGAAAUGGCCGCGAAGAUUACCGCAGUUUGUGCAGCUUUACAUAAUAUAUGCAUCCACUAUAAACUCGAUCAUAGUGAAUUUGAAAUCCCUUUAGAAAAUCAAAAUUCAGAUGAAGAUUAUAAUGAAAAUAAUGGCGACAUGACAGCAACAAGUAUAAGAUUAAAUAUCAUGAACACAAUGAAUGUAUAAAAAAAUUAGUUUUAUUGAACACAAAAUAUAAAAAAUAACACAAAAGGUAUCCUAUACCCAUGGCAAUUAGGAACUUAACAGCAAAAUAAAAAAUGGCACUAUGCAUAAAAACACACAAAUCAUAAGAAUUCUUGAAUUCUGGCUUUUUCUAUCUCAAUUUUUUGUUGUUUGAGGGUUAUUUCUUCCGUUCUCAAUUUCAA
This is a messenger RNA of Stomoxys calcitrans (stable fly), 1387 nucleotides long. RefSeq names its product putative nuclease HARBI1. The record is from RefSeq and is a predicted model, not a curated record. The transcript has 4 exons. Bases 105 to 1187 code for a protein of 360 amino acids. NCBI's taxonomy places the organism in Eukaryota, Metazoa, Arthropoda, Insecta, Diptera, Muscidae.